GCCGUUGAAUCCACCGAAACGUACCCCGAGCACCUCACCGGAGAAGGGUAUAGGGUUUAUAUCCCACACCCGAUCUCCGCUUUCCACUCGCUCUUCCGGCCAUGUGAGAGCGAAAAGGAGCGAGAGAGCUCGCAAGAGAGAGAAAAAGAACGCCCUUUUGCCGAUCGCCGAGCUCAAAACCCUAACAAAGCCCUAGGCUUUCGGAUCCGACCUCGGCCCCGAUGGCGGAAGGAUUGGCGAAGGCGAAGAAGCCGGAGGCCGCGGCGGCCUCGUCGCCGAGGACGAUUGAGUUCCAUCCAGCAAGGAAGCCUUUCUCCCCCAUCGCCCGCGCCGGGGGGGAUUUCCACAUCGAAACCCUAAAUUCCAGCACGGAUUCUCACCGGCCAGCGCCGAGCCCCGGGGCUCGGACGGCGGCGGCGGCGGGGAAGAAGAUAUCGGACCGCGGGGAGUUCUACGAACAUGGAUUGGAUCCGGAGCUCAGCUUUAGGAUCACCUUCCGGAGAAUCGGUGCUGGUUUGCAGAAUCUUGGUAACACUUGUUUUCUUAAUUCGGUUCUCCAAUGCUUGACAUACACUGAACCUUUUGCAGCUUAUUUGCAAAGCGGCAAACAUAAAUCCUCAUGCCAUACCACUGGAUUUUGUGCAAUGUGCGCUCUUCAGAAUCAUGUCAUGGUUGCUCUACAAUCAACUGGGAAGAUAUUGUCACCUUCUCAUAUUGUCAAGAACUUGCGAUGCAUAUCUCGCAAUUUUCGCAAUUACAGACAAGAAGAUGCACAUGAGUACAUGGUUAACUUGCUUGAGUCCAUGCACAAAUGCUGUUUGCCUUCUGGAGUCCCAAGUGAGUCUCCUUGUGCUUAUGAAAAAAGUUUGGUCCACAAGAUUUUUGGGGGUCGUCUCAGGAGUCAGGUGAAAUGCAUGCAAUGUUCCUACUGUUCCAAUAAGUUUGAUCCCUUCUUAGAUUUGAGUCUGGAAAUAGUGAAGGCUGAUUCUUUGCGCAAGGCACUUGCACAUUUCACUGAAGUGGAGCAGUUAGAUGGAGAGGGGAGGCAGUACCAAUGCCAACGGUGCAAAGAAAAAGUUAGAGCCCUGAAGCAGCUUACUAUUGAUAAGGCCCCAUGUGUCCUCACAAUUCAUCUUAAGCGUUUUGGUUCUCAUAUUCCUGGACAAAAGAUUAACAAAAGAGUUGAGUUUGAGCCCACUCUAGACUUGAAACCCUUCGUCAGUGAUGCACAUGAAGGAAAUUUAAAAUAUACUCUUUAUGGUGUACUAGUACAUGCGGGUUGGAGUACCCACUCUGGUCAUUAUUACUGUUAUGUUCGUACUUCAAGUGGCACGUGGCAUUCGCUUGAUGAUAACCAGGUCAGACAAGUCAGUGAGAAGACUGUAUUGGCACAGAAAGCCUACAUGUUAUUCUAUGUCCGUGAUAGAAGUUCUUUAAUCAAGAGAUCAGUUGAUGUUGCUCACAAAGAUAACCUUUAUGCUAAUGGCCCUGUAAAUAAAUUAGUUACUCGAUCUGCUGUAACCUCAAAUGGAGCAGCUAAAAAUAGUGGAGUUGAAAGAAGAUUAAGCACUGCAGAGUGUAUCUCUGCCAAAAUUAAGUCUGAUUGUAAUCGCCAAUCUGAUUUUGUGGGUGGUACUUCAUCAGAUCACCCCUUACAGGAAGUGGUUUCUUCUUUACAGAACUCACAGAAUAAUGGCCAAGUGAUGCCAAAAGAUGCUUUAAACUUGCUCAGAAAUGGUGGUGUUAUAUCUGAGGGACUGCAGCAAACAACGUUGCCAGCUCCUAAAAAGCUACCUUUUUGUAAAGAUCCGAAGAUGCCUGUUGUAACAUCCACUAGGGACCAGAAGUUGAAGGAAGACUUAGCACAGCCAGCUUUGCUAAAGGACAAUACUGUCACCACCACUUAUCAUGGAAGUGAUACCUCCUUUAUCCAUGGCGUCCAAUCAAAUGAUAGAUUUCAUCUCUGUAAUGGUUGUAAUGCAGACAUGAAGUCAGAUAUCCUUACUGCCGAGCCGAAUGACACCGCCUCCCCCAAAAUUACUGAGAAACAUGCCAAGAAACUUCUCACAGAGAACAACAUGAUGGACAGCAAAAAUAAGCCUUCUAUUUUCCCCAACCAAUCAAGUCCCAUGAAACAGUCCAUUCAGAAGGGAGUGUUUAGUGAAAAACACGUGGAGCAACAGGCCCCUGGCAGUAAGAAUAAGUAUUCAAGCAACAUUCCCUGCCAGAAUGAUGAGGGAAGCCUUCUGAGUGAACCUGGGUUGGCCAAACUUUCAAUGAAACAAAGCACUUCAAAUGGUUAUGGUCAGAAGGAAGCUUUUGCAGAAACUGGCAGAGAGCAUUCAGUUGCCCAGUUCUACCAAACAGACAGGCAGCUGAAGAAGCUUGCAAAAUGUUCAUUGAGGCACAUGUAUCUUGGCCGCAAGCGGCUAUUUUUCGCUUCUUUAAGGCUUCAUAAAAGUAGAACAGGCAAGAGAAGCAGAAAACACCAGUUAAGUUCUAGAAACAUGACCCAAAAUGGAGUUCUAGACAAUCUUGGCAUAAGUGAGCAAACAACAUUGACAUCUCAGGCCAUUAAAGCUGGUAUACAUUCCCACAGAAAACGCUCCCAUUCUAGUUCUAUCAAAGAUAAUAAUAGCCAGGGAGCGAUUGAUAAUAGUUAUUGUAAUGGUGAUUCUGCGGUCACUGAUGGACAAAUAGAGGAGGGAAAUGAUAAAAAUAUUUCCAUGAUUGCUGCAUCAAGGCGAGUGAAAAGGUGUUUGAGCUCUGCAGCAAAUGAAUGCAAUUCAAGAGAAACAGAUGCAAAUGAGAAAGGGCCACAGCAGCAUGAAUUUAUGAGUAUGCUGAUGAGGGGUUUGAAAGAAACCACCGUUGCACAGUGGGAUGACUUUGAAUUGGCCAAGUCUGAGGCACGGGGACCAGAAAAUUCAAGAAAUAACAGCAUCGGUUAUGUGCUGGAUAAGUGGGAUGAGGAGUAUGACCGAGGGAAGGUGAAGAAGGUAAAGAAAUCCAGACAAUCUUUUAACGGACCAAACCCGUUCCAGGAGACUUCCAACGUGAAAGCACAGCAGAAGAUGAAGGUGGACUACAUUAGAUCUGGGAAUCAACCAUUCAGGAUAUGAUGGCGAAAAAGAAAGGAGAAAAUUGUUGUUAUUUUUGGCCCUUGUUUUGGUGUUAUAAUUGAUUCAUGUUUUGUUUUUCUUUUGAAGAGCGGAGUGGGCACCAGCCACCAAGACUUAUUACUUGCAAACAACCUAGUUGAGGAUGAACAAGCUAGAUGAGCUUUUUGUCCUUCCCCACUUCCUGCAUCAUUGGCUCAUCUCUGAGUACAUGCGAACCCGUUUCCUUCAUAAGCAGUGUCGAGUUGUGGGAUUAACUGGGGCUACCUGGAAAUAAAAUCAUUUUUUCAACUUACUUCACAGUUCAUUUCAUUUUAUCCUGAAAAGUUGGUACAGAGGUACUUUUGGAGAUUCUAAGAUCUUUCUGCUCAUUUGUUU
Phoenix dactylifera (date palm) is the source of this 3497-nucleotide messenger RNA. Its product is annotated as ubiquitin carboxyl-terminal hydrolase 23-like. Gene Ontology annotation, biological process: protein deubiquitination. NCBI's taxonomy places the organism in Eukaryota, Viridiplantae, Streptophyta, Magnoliopsida, Arecales, Arecaceae. The record is from RefSeq and is a predicted model, not a curated record. Gene Ontology annotation, cellular component: cytosol; nucleus. Gene Ontology annotation, molecular function: cysteine-type deubiquitinase activity.